This is a messenger RNA of Pungitius pungitius (ninespine stickleback), 2920 nucleotides long. RefSeq lists its product as uncharacterized. The transcript has 2 exons. Gene Ontology annotation, molecular function: DNA binding. The coding region runs from base 308 to 1606 and encodes 432 amino acids. Gene Ontology annotation, cellular component: nucleus. NCBI's taxonomy places the organism in Eukaryota, Metazoa, Chordata, Actinopteri, Perciformes, Gasterosteidae. The record is from RefSeq and is a predicted model, not a curated record.
CUAGUGAUGCUAGGUGUUUUAUGCUAGGAACGGGAGGAGGGAGCUCUUUCAAAACAUAACUGCCUAAUUUAAAUUUGUGAAAGCGAAUACAUGUAGCGGUGGCUAUAGACUAAACAUUGCCCCGUUGUUCCUCAUUUUAAGUGCUUUGUUUGUCAUUCAAAAAAGGCACCAGACAUAACAGGAUUGUAACGUUUGCUAACGUUAGUUUACAAAUGUAACGUAACGGUUCACGACGUCACACAACCGGCCACGCGACGCCUUAACCACAACUAAAAAGUAGUACGACGACUCCCCAACACCAAAAGAAAUGCCAUCGAGAAAUCACCUUGACAAAGUCGGUCGGAUAAGGAAGAAGAAAUGGACGGAGGAGGCCAUGGAGCGUGCACUGAUGGAGGUGAAGUCAGGGAGGUGUACUGUGAGACAGGCUGCCAAAGAGUUUGGAGUCCCUAAAUCGUCCCUUGGGGACAGAGUCAGUGGACGGGUGACACCGGGGAGUCGCAGCGGGCCAGCUAAGCUUAUAACAUCUGCAGACGAGGAUCUGCUGGUGGAGUUCUGUUUAUACAUGUCCAAGCAUGGUUUCCCGCUGACGAAGCAGCAGCUGGUGUCCUUUGCCUCAUCCAUUUAUAAGCGGCAGCAUCGGAGGGUGGCAUAUUCUAAACUAGGCCAGACAUGGUGGCUCAAUUUCAGAAAACGUCAAGCAAAGAACAUCACCAUUCAUCCAGCAGACAAUGCGGUCCGUGGGAGGACAACGUGUGUGAGAAAAGAAGCGGUGGAUCAGUUUGUGCAUUUACUGAGCAACGUCAUGGACGCCCGGGGGCUCAGAGACAAGCCUCAACAAAUUUUCAACUGCAAUGAAACCGGAUUUCAGCUAGCCAGGAAGAGAGUGAUUCUCCCCAAAUCUGCCACUCUGGGCUACAAGCCAACGCAAGGCUCAAAGGACCACAUCUCCGUCUUGGCUUGCUUUAGCGCAGCUGGAGAGGAAAUCCCCCCAUUUAUUAUCUACUCCAAGGCAUUCCCAGGGGGAGUGUGUUACAAGACUCAAGGGCCUCCAAAUGCCCUCUAUGGAUGGUCAGACUUGGGGUAUAUCAACUCUGACCUUUUCAAGAAAUGGUUCCUCAAGCACUUCCUCGUGCACGCGCCAAAAGAGCGUCCACUGCUGCUGAUUUUCGAUGGUCACAAGUCUCCCAUAAACCUUGAGGUGGUGGAAGCGGCCCGUAACGAGGACGUGGUCCUCCUGUGCCUGCCUCCUAACUGCUCUCACAUCCUGCAGCCACUCGACGCGGGUCUCUUUGUCCUCCUGAAGCAGCGUUUUGCUGCACUCGUAGGUGACGGUUCUGCCUCCGAUACUCACUUUGCAGUCAGCAAGAAGGAGUUCUCGGGUGUGUUUAAAGGGACUUAUCAGGUGGCGAAGGAGGAGGAGGGUGUGAGGGUUGUGAAGGAAGGCUAUAGGAAAUGUGGCAUCUUCCCGCUGAAUCACUUUUCCACCAACGAGGGUAAUUUAAUGCCGCUGAGCAGCGUGUGCCCAGCUGCCGGAGCCUCCUUGUACACAUCAGCACAGCGGGUGCACAUUGAAGGAGACCUCACAGCAGCUGGACCCUCCUCGUGAGUCAGCCAUCAGUACCGUUGAGGAAGGAGAGUGACGGCGUUAUUUAACAAAACCUGUGAAGUCCUGUCAUUAAUAUACAUACUGAAUGGGCGUUACCCUCCAGCUUGAGUAUUGGAAACCAUGGGUGUCCCCAAGAUAAAUUUUAAAAAAGUCCUGGACUAAAGACGGACAAACUUUUUUUUCUUUGAAGCCGGGACAGAAAAGUUGUGUCCUCAAAGUGGCAGUAGAACUACUAGCGUUUUAAACUGAUGGGAGGGAAACACUUCUUUGAAAAGGCUAACUCUGUUCAUUUGUAAAUCAAAUUAUAUGUGUGUAUAUAUAUAUAUGAGUAUUCUUAAUGUACUUGGCUUGUUAAGUAGUUCUAAAAGUAAUAUAUUGCCUGAAUAAUAGUAAUGGUGCUAACUGUAAACAGUACGUAUUUGUUGCUGAACAUAUUUUGGUCUAUUUAAACAAAGUAAAAUAAUAUGACGUAUGAUCAUUGAAUGCCGCGUUACCGGAAAGCAUCGUGACUUUUUCAUCCUCAGCAAAACGUAGGGAAUAUUAUUCAACACACGUGAGCAUAACAAAUGGAUGGCUGGUAAAAAAUUGUAAAGCAAAAAAGGUGGUUUAUGUUCUUCCAACGUCUAUUAGCCGAAAUAAUGGUUUUGAAGGGCAACAAUGUGUGUAAAGAAGCUGUUGGUUCCUGGGUGGAAAUACUUGAGUAUACUUAAUAAGUAUUCAAUGUAUUCAGAUCAAUGCUUCAUCAGCUGAAUCUCUACACUCUAGGGAUGUAGCAGAGAUCCCCAGGGAUGAGUUAAUGUUUUAUCGUAUUAUGUAAUGACACAACAGAGUCCACGGACUACAGGACUAAUGUUUUUACAUCACAGUAUUUUUUCUUUAUCAAAUUUAGAGAAAAAUUAGAGAAAAUCUAAUACAUUCUCUGAUGAUGGGGAAUGGAGCUUCCUGAAGCACCGCUGUGGUUCACUGGUCACUGGAAGCACAUGGUUCUGUCAACGUGGCGACCUCUUCCUGCCAAACUAAGGUACUGCAUUCGUAUGGCCAGCUGUGCUGUGUUGUCAGUCGCUAUAACAGGUAUUUCAACUUGGAAACGUUUCGUUGUGAUAAAGAUCAGAUGUGAGAUCUAGAUCUCCUUUCCAUUGAAACUACUUUUUAAUCCAGUUCCUAUUGAAGUUUCUGGGGAAAUGCGUUCACACGCCGCAGAGCGCUCUCUGGUACUCACUCAAACUUCUUGGUUAUGGACUGGACGGAUGUAUGCUGCGGGACGGAGGAGGUCUCCACAUCAUGGCCUUUCCUGCAAGACAGAGGAAGCUGCUG